UUACCUCCAACCACGGAAAUACCUUUUCUGACCCGGGACUGUUUUUGCCCUUUUGGCUGAAACCUCCAGCUAGUGUCUGUUUCCUCAGAACAUUCCUGUUCCUGAGGGCUCAAGGAAAGGAGAACAACGGAUUUAAUUAACUGCCGGUGACUGGCAGCAUCGUGUUUUUAUCUGGGCUGCGUCACCAUGGCAGCCUCAUGGUGGGGUUGUCGAGGGGGCGGGCAGAGCUAUUGUUCGUACCCUUGUCUGCUCUGGAACGCAGGCCCAGGAGGAUAGGACUGGCAUGGGCACCGAGUGACACAUGGCUGAAGGCAGCCAGAGUCAGACAGAAGCCAUCUGGGGAAGAUGGGGUGGCCAAGGCCUGGCAUCCUUUCAGCCUGGGUCUUAAGCUGAUUGUGGGCACCAAAGCUGAGUGAAGGUUGGUGUGCCAAGGGCAAGCAGUUCCUUAGAGCUCCUGGAAAACCAUACUUCCCACGAGCUCAGGCCAGGGCUUUGCUGCUAGGCCUAGGUUCAAAUUAGCACUGCCAUCUGUGCAGUUAACUGCUCUUCCAGUUCUCAGCUGUGAGUUAGAAAUAAUUCGUUACCCGCUCCUGGUAGAAGGCAUUGGAAAAGGGCCCUGGGGAUGGUGACCCGUCGGUUGCUUGCUGGCCUUAACUAAGCAGUCGGGGCUCCUGAAUUCUCUCCCGAUGCAGAGAUGUCCUCAGCCCCCUGCUGCAAUAGGAGGUGGAUCCGAAAGAUAAAUCUCAUCUAAUUUUCCACCCCUCUGCAAAGAGGGAAAGGAAUUGGUGGAAGGGCUGGAAGUAAGAAAGAUGUAGCCACGUGGGGUUUGCGCAUGAGUAGGUGGUGAGGGAAGUCAAGUUGGGGCUGGAAUCCGGCUGGCAGAGGCGCCUAGAGGAAGGAAAGAGCGCCUGGCCCACGCCCAGCACACCGCAUCGGGAGCAGACAAAGCCGGGCCGGUGGCAUGCAGUGGCAGCCGCUCGCCAGUCUCUUACAGGCGUGGCUAAUAUUUGGAAGCAGUGAAGGGCAGAAGCUGGGUGCCAGGCGAGCUGCUAGUGGACCUCCAGUUGGUGGACUGUCCUUUUCUCCACCCCAAAUAACCGCGCCGAGACUACCCUAGUGCCCUAGUGUUCACAGCCUCGGAAACCACCUCGAAGCUGGACCCUGGCUGGGGUUGCGGGCGGACUCCGCGCGCCCCCUGCUGGCCGGUCUUGGGUCGUGUCGGCACGCGGUGGCCGGGUCUCGAUUCGGGGAAACCCUAUCAGGGGAACCUCGGGCGUGACGUCAUCCCUCGGUGACGUCACCCGGCCCCCGGGGAGUGCGGGGGUUCCCACCGAGGAGGCAUCCCCGGCCCUGCGCGGGACGCGGGUGCAGUCCGGGAGUCACCCAGGAUCCCGGCGAGCCUCGCUGAGCCCUGUGUCUGCCCCACAGGUCGCUCGCGGCCCCGGGUGAAGCAGGCCCGCGCCGGCCGGCGCCAUGGAAAGGAGCGGGAACCAAAGUUGCCCUCCGCCGGCAUGCGCGCCCAUUGAGCCCCGCCGCAGGCAGCCCCCGGCCGCAGGUCCCCAAGUGACGCUGGCGGCACCUGGGAGCGUGGCGCGGCCCCGGGGCCACGCCGAGGAACCCAGCGUCCAGUAAAGCUGCCGAGGACCUGCCUCUUGCGCCGCAGCCAUGGUGAUGUCCCAGGGCACCUACACGUUCCUCACGUGCUUCGCCGGCUUCUGGCUCAUCUGGGGUCUCAUCGUCCUGCUCUGCUGCUUCUGCAGCUUCCUGCGCCGCCGCCUCAAACGGCGCCAGGAGGAGCGACUGAGGGAGCAGAACCUGCGUGCCCUGGAGCUGGAGCCCCUCGAGCUUGAGGGCAGCCUAGCUGGAAGUCCUCCGGGCCUGGCGCCGCCGCCACCACCACACCGCAGCCGUCUGGAGGCGCCUGUGCACGCGCACUCGCACGUGCACGUGCACCCGCUACUGCACCACGGGCCCGCGCAGCCGCACGCGCACCCGCACCCACACCAUCACGCACUGCCGCACCCACCGCCACCGCACCUCUCCGUGCCGCCUCGGCCCUGGAGCUACCCGCGCCAAGCGGAAUCGGACAUGUCUAAGCCGCCGUGCUACGAGGAGGCGGUGCUGAUGGCCGAGCCGCCGCCGCCCUACAGCGAGGUGCUCACGGACACUCGCGGCCUCUACCGCAAGAUCGUCACGCCCUUUCUGAGCCGCCGCGACAGCGCGGAGAAGCAGGAGCAGCCGCCUCCGAGUUACAAGCCUCUCUUCCUGGACCGGGGCUAUACUUCGGCGCUGCAUCUUCCCAGCGCCCCGCGGCCCGCCGCCCCCUGCCCUGCCCUCUGUCUGCAGGCUGAUCGCAGCCGCCGGGUCUUCCCCAGCUGGACCGACUCAGAGCUCAGCAGCCGGGAGCCCCUGGAGCACGGAGCUUGGCGCCUGCCCGUCUCCAUCCCCUUGUUCGGGAGGACUACAGCCGUAUAAAGGGGCGCCCGGCGUCCCGGGCCCCACGGGCGAACUCCUAGCCUGACUGCGGGGCUUUUUAAACGCUUCCCUUGGACUGCAGGGAGGGGUGGGGGGAGGGUGGGA
This is a messenger RNA of Peromyscus eremicus (cactus mouse), 2580 nucleotides long. RefSeq names its product proline rich 7, synaptic (gene Prr7). The coding region runs from base 1666 to 2475 and encodes 269 amino acids. NCBI's taxonomy places the organism in Eukaryota, Metazoa, Chordata, Mammalia, Rodentia, Cricetidae. The record is from RefSeq and is a predicted model, not a curated record. The transcript is spliced from 2 exons.